Sorghum bicolor (sorghum) is the source of this 1668-nucleotide messenger RNA. RefSeq lists its product as uncharacterized. Gene Ontology annotation, biological process: response to auxin. The record is from RefSeq and is a predicted model, not a curated record. NCBI's taxonomy places the organism in Eukaryota, Viridiplantae, Streptophyta, Magnoliopsida, Poales, Poaceae. The transcript has 2 exons. The coding region runs from base 754 to 1224 and encodes 156 amino acids.
CUCAUUUUGCUUGUUAAUUCUAGCUACACACACUAGUAUGGUUGCGUGCUGCUUAUCGCUCCGAUCGCAAGCGGGAAAUCUUGCUACCGCGCGCGGCCCUGCGGCUCCACCUCCACCUCCACCUGCACGUACGCCGCCACUUGCUACCUCUCCCUCUCCCUCCGUCCUCCGCUUAUAUUUGCUGGCCCUAGCCUAGCUACAAAGGCUGCCCGGCCGAUCGAGCUCUCUCCAAGACACCUACUACAACCACUUGCCUUGGCACGCGCCACGCCUCAGAACCCUUCUUCCUUCCUCUCCUCGAUCGAUCAGCUCUAGCUCUCCUCAUCAUCCAUCUCGACCACGAGGAAUCGAAGCCAAAACCCUUCUUUGUCUAGUACCUCACGCACUCUCUCAGCUAGCUAGCUCUGCUGCCCUGCUUUCAUUUCAUCCUGUCAGAUCAGCUCCUUAAUUAGCUUCUUCGUCCCUCCCUCCCGACCGGUCAAUCGAUCGUCCACCGGCUAGCUUCUUCGUUCUGCACGCUGAACCUGUAAUAUGCCUCCUGCCGUCCUCCAAGAGCCAUGAGUAACACCAGCAACACCAAGAAGCACAGCCUCCUCGCGCCAAAGGCCACCGUCGACAUGUCUCGCCUGCACCAGGCCUACGACCGCGGCUAGCUAGCUAGUUAGCCGGCUUGAUACCUAGUGCUUGUUAAUUUCUUGCUCGAUCAGUAACAACGUUUGCUGUCGUAAGUUCGUUCUCGUAACAACAACAACAAUGAAGGAAGGAGGCGAGAAGAAGAACAUCCUGUCCAAGACGCUCCAGAGGUGCCGGACCUCGCUGCUGGCGCAACGGAGGCGGCCCGAGAGGGCGUCGUCGUCGCCGUCCCUGGGUGUGCCGGUGCCGGCCGCCGGGUACUUCACCGUCCUGGUGGGUCCGGAGAAGGAGCGGUUCGGGGUGCGCGCGCGCUGCGCCAACCACCCGCUCUUCCGGGCGCUGCUGGACGCGGCCGAGGCCGAGUACGGCUUCGCCGGCUGCGACGGCCCGCUCGAGCUGCCCUGCGCCGUCGACGACUUCAUGGAGGUCAUGUGGGAGAUGGAGCAGGCCGACCCCAGCGCGUCGCCUGCUGGCUGUGGACGCUUCGCCGCCGGCAGCAGUAUUAGAGCCCACCACCACCAUCUGCACCACCAGGCCGCCGGCGGCUACCAGAUGGUGAGCCCGGCGAGGUUCCUCGUCGCCGGCCGGUGAUCGUGAUGGAUGUUAUUCGUUACUUGAACAGCUAGAACGCCUGCUUUGGUCCAUCGCCCGGCGACGACGGUCUAAAAUGGUCUGGUCGUCGUAUCGUCGGUUGUGGUUACGUUGAGCACUUUUCUGAGAUCAACGAUCUCGAUCGCUUGAUGAAAGAAACCUAGCUCGAUCUCUUCUUCUUCUUCGGCAUCGAUCAUAAGUAGACUAGAGAUCCAGGCGCACGCACAAGUUUGUUCAACUGCUCGUUGUUUGCUGCUUUGCCGUCUGUUAAUAACGUUUGUUUCAUCACUCUUUGUUUUUUCAUCAUCGUAGUGUACUCCAUAGAUUUGCUUUGCCCGUCUUGUAACUCUCAUGUUGUCUUCAAGUCGUUUGAAGAUGUAUAUAUGCUACUCCCCUAUAUACAUCGUGUUUACUACAAUGAGUGUAAUAAUAAUAACAAGUUUU